This is a messenger RNA of Vollenhovia emeryi, 11453 nucleotides long. Its product is annotated as centrosome-associated protein 350-like. The record is from RefSeq and is a predicted model, not a curated record. Lineage: Eukaryota; Metazoa; Arthropoda; Insecta; Hymenoptera; Formicidae. Gene Ontology annotation, biological process: microtubule anchoring. Gene Ontology annotation, cellular component: centrosome. Gene Ontology annotation, molecular function: microtubule binding. The transcript has 12 exons. The coding region runs from base 701 to 9775 and encodes 3024 amino acids.
CCGUUGCAUCUACAGGUGAAAUUUGACGUAUAAGUUUCGUCGUGGAAUUUGUAACUCUACCGAGUAAACGAGUGUGCGUGUGAGAAAGAGAGAGAGCGUACGCGGUAACGUUCCGUGCGUAUGAGAGAGAACAACCAGAGGUGGAGGUCUCGCGGUCGUAACGUAACGUCGCGAGCGUGCGUGGCUCUUCCGAUGGGGAGAUAACGACACGCGGCGGGGACCGGCGCGGCGCGACGCGAACGGAGCGUGCAAGACGUGUCACGUCCACGCGGCCGCGUCGUAUGUGCUUUCUCGGCCUCCGCGGGACUCGCGCGCUCGCGUCGCCGCUAUCGAUCACGUCGGCGCGCCGCGCUGCGACACACGACGCUUGAUCGCGAGCGAGCUGUAGCGAGCCGGAGCGAGCCGGAGCGAGCUGUGGAGCGAGCGGUCGACGCGAGCGUAUCCGACCCGUCCUGUGUGUACCACGUGAUCGUGGUUUACAAACGGCCGUUGUGACAAACCCGACCAACUGUCCGAGAGCGUGCUCGCGCGCGCGCUGUAUACAUACACACAUACGUGGAGUUGACGCGCGACGCCUCUGCGGGACGCACUCGUGGUGCUGCGUUACAUUCCACUGUAAUUAUAUGUGCAUUCAUGAGGAAUAUGGGUGACAAUAUGGUAGCUUUAUGGGAUAUCGUCCUCGCAAUUAAGAAAUGAAAAUAUGAAGAGUAGUGACCAGAAGGAGGGAUCCGUCGACAAAAAGAGAUAUGUUUUCUUCUCGGAUCCAGAUGUUAUCGCCAAACGCGCCGAGACUUCUGCCGUUGCAGCACAGAUUACGCGACAACUCGGGGCGCAACGGAAGAUUUUCGAGGAACAGCCAGCUGACUCGCGAGUGCCCGCGAUCGGCGUCAGGAGCUUAGAAAAUUUGCUAUCCUAUUAUCCUGUACAGCCGUAUCCCUUUACGUUUAUUAGCGCAGUGAAACAGAAGCUCGCUUUGGAAGACCGUAUUGACGUUGGCGCCAGAGCACAUGACUCGAGCUCACCGGGAAAGAACAGUUUGACCACUUCGGUACUGAAGGUGGCUAGUAUGCAAAGUCUGAAUACGCGGAAUCAGAUUGUACAAAAGAUGGACUUCAUCAAACCGCUGAAAGUACCAGACCUGAAAAUCUCCCCCAAAACACUGGAUUUUUCCAGCAGAGAAAAUUCUAUUUCGAAGGAGCUGUCCUCGACCAAGUCCGAAGUAGCCGCAAAGGAAUUUGCGCACGACAGAUCCGAGGGUUUGAGGACUGGCGAGAGGGUACAGAGAAAAUUGGACUUCUCCUCGGACGGGUCGUCGUUCAUCAAUUGCGAAAGCAUAGAGCCGUUGAAAGCACCAAAUGUCUCCAUAGCGUCUAAUUUAAGUAAGAAGAAGGAACACGUUAGAGACAGCUCCAGGGAAAAGGAGAACAGAUCGAAGAGGAUGAAAAAGGAUGAUUCUUCGUGUGCGAAGAGGGACGAGUGUGCGCAAGAUCAAGUGAAACGCAGCCGGAGUCCGAGACGCGUCUCCCGAAAAGAUGCCAGCGAUAUAGGUAACGUAAAAUUGCCGAAGAACGAGAGACCAUUCCAUGCUGCAAAAAGCAGCGACUUCUCGUCGGCGAAGUCAAAAGACAAGAGUACUGUGGCGUCCAUUGCUAAAAAGGAUGACAAACGACAGAGAUCCUUCAACGUGCAAUCGGUGGAAUUAACGAAAGACAAUCCUCUGGAGCCCAAGAUUAGAAUAUCUAAUGAACCGUCGUUUUUCCCACUUUGGAAGGUGCUGGAUAAAGUUACGAUGAGAGAUAACAUGGGCGUUUUAUCUAGCACUGAAAAUAAAUCUAAAGACGCGAGCCAUUAUUUUUUAAAGCAAAAGUCGGAGAUGGAAGACUCGAAACAUAAACCUGAUUCGGAUAGUAGACAAUUGAAGCAAGACAAGUUAAAUACCAUCUACAAGGAGCAAACGAAGAGAGCGUCUGACAAGAAUAAAAUGUUGAAUAGCAAAGUUGAAGAUAAGCUGAACAGCGUCGAUUCCGAGCCGUCGGAAGACAUUGAGUUUAUGUCUGAAUCAAACAGUUCCAGGAGUCGUAUCAGUGCUUAUCCCGCAAGUUCCACGCAGUCGUCAAAAGGUAAGGAUCUCGAGACGGCUAUGGAGGGCAAACAAAACGUUAGUUCCGCCAGAUCGACCAAAACUUCGGAGAAUUUCAAAUAUACGGAACAUUCCGUGGCGCAGUCCGCGAGCACAAGCGUUAAAAAGGACGAGGAGUCGAGUUCCCAGAGCAUCGUUACGGCUAAAGAAACUACCAUGCACGAUAAUUCAAAUGAUGUGGACGACAGUACACUGCCAGAUGCAUUGUUUGACCCUAGGAGAAUCUCCUUCAGAGACGGCUAUUGCCAGCCAGAAUUUUAUAAUUUAAUGACGCCGGAAAAAAUGAAUCUUAUGCUCAGAUCGAAGCGAAGAAGGCACUUGGUGCAGAGCAGCGAUUCGGAAGUAGACGCGAGAUGCCCGAAGUACAAGCCGACGGUAAAAUCGGAAAAGGAGCAGGAGGAGAUACAAUUGAUGCACCCAACAGCUUUGCAUAUGCAAUUUCAGGCGGAACUGCAUCUUUACGAUUCUUACAACGAGUCCCUCCGACAGGUAAUGGACGUUGAAAAGUGUCUGCACAACGCCAAGUGCGAGGUGCAAGAGCAAAAGAAUACGCAGAAAGUCGAUGGAAAGGACGAAAAGGAGGUCGAGGAAAUUGCGGAGGACUGUGCAGCUGCUGCGAUCGAUGACGAUGCCGUUGAGAAAACAACAUGGAAUCCAGCUGAUUAUAUGAAAAAGGACAUUGCCGAGCCUCGGAAAUCGAGCGACGAAGCGCACUUCAGUAGAGAGCAUUAUAUUCCAACCCAGGGCAGCGACGAAGCCAAUUAUGGAUUUAAUUAUGGAAAGUUUAACAAAGUGGUGGUCAAAGUGGCGGAGGUGCAAACGCAGACGGUGAACGACAUAGCCACCCAGACGGACAUAUCCGCGGACGAGCGGAACGCGAAAAAUAGAUUAUCGGAAAACGCGUACGAAAUCUUGAGGGAAAACGAGAUUCCCCAGCUGUCCUUAGAUUCGGCCGAACAGUUCGAAGAUCUGGACCAAAUAGAAGAGAUAUCACUGCCAAGUAGAAUAAGGACCAUGUCGGAGAUUAGUUUGCACGAAACUACGUCGUCGAUAAAAACGGAAACCGGGACUGAGAUUAGUAUUUCGACUCGAGGUAUGACGUGCUCGUACAUAGAUUCAGAGAUAGCACGACUGUUGAGGGACGAGAAUCAAUUGAGCCAUCAGAUAAAAGAGUUUUUAAAAUCUCAGGAGAAAACGUUAAAUGACAAAACCAGGAAAUUGGUCGAGCUGGAAGAGCAAAAACGCGCACUGAAGGAUACCGGACAAGACAGCCGUUCUGUGAAAAAGAAGCAGAGAGCUCUGCUUCUAAAACUGGAAGAGGAGAAGAAAGAAAUUAAAAGAUUAAAACGUUUGUGCGAGGUUACGAGCCAGGAACGAAAGGAUGUGUUGCAAAAGCAGAGAGAAAUGUUUAAUCAGCAGAUGUCAACGAAGACGAAUAUCCUGUCGAAAUUGAAGAAGACCGCGGACAGUCAGUCGCCGAGAAGAUUGUCGGGUCCAAUGAAGGGUUACGAUAUACGCAGCAAUAGCUCUGUAAGCUCCUUAAUCGAAUCGGACAAAUCUCAGCACGAUCGGUCUCAGAUCGACGCACGCUUGCAGGCGUCCGAGAGCGACGCGUCCAAAUUUAACUGGUUCAAGUCCAACAGGUUGAUAAGUCUGGCCGCAGAAAACAAUACGUUUGCGGCGAGAUUCGACGAUUUGGAUAAGAGUAAGGAACAGGAGAAGAGUCCCACGCAGUUGCUGAGGAAGAGCGAUAUGUCGAAAUACGAGCUGCGGUCUCGAAAGUACGAGGAAAAGAUGCCCAGGGCGGAUGUCUUGCGGCAGAAGCAAAAUCAGCUGCACAUGGAGUCCAAGUGGAUUCAGGGCCAUCCUAUGAAGAUAAAUAUGCGGCUCUUGGAAAAUCAGGAUCAGAUCAGGCUGUCACCGAGACCGGAGGUGGACACGUCGGUGCCGAUAAAAUCCGAAUCUGAUGCACUAGGAGUGGAGGAGCUGUCGAUGGAGGUGCUGUCUAAAAGAUCACGAACGUCGCAAGUAACGGAUCCUUCCGUACAAACCGCGACCGCCGCGAAAGAGAAAGAGUCGACUUCUAACGCCGCCGAGAGCGAAUCCAUAAAGGAGGAGAUAAGCGCGACGGUCCAAGACACCCUUUCAAAGAUGACGCAGUCACAAAUCUCCGAAAUAACGCAGACGAGCACGAGUAAAACCUCGAAGAAGAUUGACAAGUCUACCGCGAGCGACGUAUCUAAAAAGUUGCAGCACAACGCCGAGCUGAAAACGAGCUCGAAGCGGAAAAAUUCCAAGUAUCAGAAAACGAAAUCGUCCUCCAGUAUAUCGACGGAGAAUGUAUUGCGGUCCAAGUCGAGCUCCCACAUAUCGGAGGAGCUUAUUAAGCAUCACGACAAACGAACGAAAGUGGAAAACGAAUUGCUGCAGUUAGACAACAACGAGGAGAGUUCGAUCUUGGGCGAGUUAGAUGUUAACGAGAGCCAAGCCUCGCUUCAGGCGCUCGUUAAGCAUUCCAAGACUGCCAAGGACAAAAACUCCAAGUUAUCGAGCGAGAUAGCAAGCAAGAGCAAGGAGAACGGGUCCGCUCAGACUUCGAGCAGAAAAUUUGAGGCUCAAGGUCUUUCCAGGAACGAACGAGACGACCGAAACGCAUCCACGUCUCUGAUCAGCACCUUUGCCGUUUCCCAUCACAGCUCCGAAGAAAGUGAGAAAAAUCUCUCGAGAUCCGUGGUCCUCAGGUCGCAGGACAGAGAAUUGGAACAGUUUCUCAACGCACGCGAAACGGCAAUUGCAUCGCGCAAGAACUGCGUCGAGGAGUGGAUGGCGUGGCACGCGAGGCUGCGGGCGGAGGAGGACCGCGUCACUCAUAUGGAGCAGGCGGCGUUCAAGCUCGUUGCGGCAGCGUCGAAUGUUUUGUCUCAGCAAGGCGGCGAGAGACGUCUGUGCUCUUUUAUAGAUACCACCGUGUCGUCCGACACGAGCGACGUCGAAGGAAGGAUAGGCCUUCUCACUGAGAAAUUAGCGGAGCGGCGUCUCGAAAUGGCGCGUCUAAAGAGAGAGGCCAAGAAGCAAGCGAAGAAACAGUUACGUGCUCUGGAGGCAAACCUGCUGAAUCAAAUCAAGAAGUACGACACGACCAUCCACGAGAUGCGCAAGAAGCUGGAAUCGAAGAAAGUUGUUAAAGAGUCCGACAAGUUAGCUAUAGAGCCAAAGUCGUUGGCCGACUUCAAAGUACCUGAAAUACCGCUUAAGAGGAUACAGGACAUUUACAAGAGCAGCGAUUUAUUGAGAUCCAGAUCGGAAUCGGAUCUCCUGCUGACGAGGAAUCAGCAGAAAGAUUUCCUGAAGCCCGCGACGCACGUGGCGUACGACGACAAGCGCGAGAGUGACAGUCCUCAGAAGUCUACGAGAUCCCCGGAUGUCAAGGGCGCGAACGCUCUCGCAUUAAAGAGCACUACAGAUCCCAGUAUUUUGUGCGAUUACACGUCGACGGAGGCGUACGAUAAGAUUCAAACUGUGCCUUCGGCGUCGUCGACUUCGAACGACACGCGGUCUGGAAAAUAUUCUCUUUCCGCGGAAAGACAAAUCGAAGAGUCUACUACCGCCGACGUGGAACAAAUUAGCGUGUCGCACGACGAAAAUGCUAGAACGGAUCUCAGUACUGUGCGAUCGGAACUGGAAGUGCGAACGACGUCGGACGCGAGAUUCGUAGAUCGCAGUAUUAUCAACACCGAGUCGGCGGAUGGUAGAUUAACCACCAAUGUCGAUCAAUCUCAGCCAAAGACUCCCACGAUACUGUCCGAGAUUCCGGAAAUAGGUAGCGUCGAAUACUCCAAGUCUGUCCCGAGCGGAUCCGCGCGUUCUGCGGAAAAUGUUGCGCGUGUCGCUGAUUCCAGUAUACUCACCUAUUCGAGAAAGUUGGAUUUUCUGCAGCUAAACAAUAAGAACUUGAGCGAGGAUAUAAGUUCCAUCGAGAAGGACAUUAAGGCGCUUUCGGAGAUAAUGUCGCGCUUAAGUAAUGAAUCGAAUGACAAGUCUAGGGCGAAUCUCGAUGAAAGGAACACGUCGCAGGAUAUAUCGGAGAUAAUAUCCAAGUCGGUUUUGAGCGACCAAAUAAUUGAUAUUGAAAACGAAGAGCGGCGAGCAACGUUGUCCGAGAAGGAGGUCGACACCGAGUCGCCUUCCUUGGUGAACAAUAGAAAAUCAAUAUCUUCCGAUGAUUUCAGCCAUGACAAAUACGUAUCGGAAAGACUAAGUGGCGAAUCGGCAAUAAUCCCGGAAGAAGCUCCUACCAUCUCCAAUUUGCCCCGCGAAAUCGAUUACGAAGCCAAGAGUCGAGAGAUUAUGAACGAGAUCGAGAAGUCUGUACUGUCGCAGCAUAUUAAGAUUGCGAGCGGCGAUCACACUUCAGUGUUAGAAACUGGAAAUGAGGAGUUGCUCAACGAUCUGGUCUCCGAGCUCGAUAUGAAAUCGAUUUCCGAGAUUCUCUCCAAAGUGUCAGAGAGCAAAAAGAGUCUAGAUCUCGCGAAGAGCACGGCGACCCAAAUUGUCGACGACUCGAAGAAAGGGAUAAACGAACAAAGCGAUUUAAAUGAAACGAUACUCGAGAAGGACUUCGUUAAAGCUCAAACGGAAGAAGCGUAUUCUCUGAAACUUGCCGAGCGUUUCAACAAUACGUCGGUGCAAUCUCCCAUCAUCUCCGGUCACCGUUCGAAGGAAACGCUGUCGCAAGGCAACUCGCGAGGUGGUUCGGCCUCAAGUCAGAGUCCGCGCGUGUUCGCCGCUGAAGAUUUGAAACCGUCGAGAGAUAUUCCCGAGGCAGAGGCCAGAAUCGGUCCCGCCGAUGACGCGGAGAUACCAGGACCGGAGGACCUCGAGGAAGAUAUUCGUACGGAGGCACUCGACGGUACCGUGGACUCGCCGGCGCUCGCGUCUCGCACCGAUCGAGAUCGGUCGCGCGCGGCCAGCGCGAGAAACAUUUCCCAGGACAAGGACGACUGGACGACGUCCGACUCGUUCGAAGUACCGCAAGAUGGGAUUAGCGUUGGGGCACGUGAAGAAUUGGAGAAUUCGAGGUUGGACGACACCGCGAAUAAUUUCUCGGAAAAGGCCGCGUCGCGCCUCGACGACGUGACGGAUCGAGAAGCCGAGAGCAAUUUAAUAAGCGACGCUGACGCGUCGGCCUUUCUUCCAAAAGGGGAGUCUACCAACGUGCAGGACGUUACGUUCGACGACGCGGUGGCACAAUCUGAAGUGAAAAGCAACGACGAGCUCGACGAUAUCUUGGCUAUAAUCGCCAGGGAAAAUGACGAGGAGAAGAGCGCUCCUGGGGGUGAAAAGCUUGAUGUGAUCUCCGAUUCCAUGACCGAAUUGUUAGACAGAGUUAAGGAUAUUGUGGAAAAUGAUGGGGGGAAUGUGGAUCAUUUUAAAGGACUCUUAUGUGACGUGGACAUCAGCAUGGAUGAUCGAAUCGAUCCAGUUUUAGACCCCUCGAUAUUGAGUAAAGCGCAAGGCGAGGUAAACGCGGAAGAGGAAAGUAAUAUGGUCUCUGUGGACGCUCGCAAGGAUGACGAAGCCAGCCAACGCGAAGAAAUAAUAGAUACGUCGUCGCGAACAGUCGGCGAUGAAUCUGCCGUAAAUGUAAACCUGUACGUGGAGCUCGGCGACGAGGAGAGUCCGAGCGAGGCGCCGGAGGUACAGGAGAUUAUAAUAACGGAGCUGGAUUCGAGCAGCGCCGAGGACAACGCGUUGUCCGAGCUUGAGAUUGACGCGAGAGUCGAGCUGGCCGAGGGAGAAGAAUCUGCCGCGCGCGACGCGAAGGGAAACGAGGGCGCGGUGCCUGUCGAGGUGAAGGAAUGUCUGGAAUCGAUCUCGGAGCGAGACAGUUCGGAUGGCGAGCAGCUGGACAACCUUGUGGAGGUCGCCGUGAGCGGAUUGGACACAGUAGAGAAGACUGUCGCGUCCUCGCGCGACUCUCCCAGGCCGGUGUUGGACGAUGCGACGUCCACGGCGCAGACUGGCCGAGCUGAGGGAGAGACGGCGGACGACAUCGCCGUGGAGAGUGACAAAGUCGCGGGGUCGGAGACUAUCAACAAGACGUUCGACGUGCUGAAAGAUCCGGAAUACGAGGACAUCUCCGAGGAGAGCCUCGAGGUGUCCGAGAUUCUGGACAGGGACGACCUUCCAAGGGCGAAGAAGCUGCCGAGCUUGCCGGAGAGGUAUCAAACCACCCAAAAGUCGGAAGACGUGCUGAGAAUACUGGACGAGAUCUCGCAGAAGUCGUCGCUCGACUCCGCGAGCGACUCACGGGCCAACGAGAGGAGCGCUCGGAGCGCGACGGAGGAGAUCGGCGAGGUCCCGGGCGCAGAGGAUUCCGCACGUCGAACGACGAGCAAGCUUGAAGAAGAGUCCUACGAAGUGGACGGAUCGAAGGGUCCACUCCUGGAAGAGGUAAACUCGCAGGACAAACGGUCGGCCAGCGACGCGGACGGCUUAUCGGAGAGGAAACUGUCUCCUCUGAGGCUGGACGAGGACGACAAGUCCUCUCGGAUAAUAGAUGAGCUGCGCGAGAGGGUCUCGCAGCUGCAGGAGCAGAAUGGCUCGUCCGAGUCCAGCGAGGCCGGCGACACUCCACGGGGCGUGUCCGAGAUCGAGAUGGACUCGCCGAGAGACUUCAACGACUCGAGGCUGGACAUCGACAUCCUGGACGACGAUCUGCUGAGCGGCACCAAGGCGGCGAACCGGAGCACCGACAUGGAGACCAAUUUCCAUUCCGCGUCCAUCGUCGCCUCACCCGACAAGGACAUCGAGGCUAUGAUCUACGAGUUAAAAGCUUCGCUGGGACAGCCUGGUCAGGACCUCGCCGAACUGGAAGCUAAGCUGCUUCGAAUCGAGCAACUGCAGAUCGAGUUGGAGAUCAAGAAACUGGAAGCGGAGGAAGUGUCUUACUACGUGAGAGAGAUACCGAACAAGCCGCCGCCUCCUUACACCCCGCCUGGAGAUGGCCGGCUGUCGGCUUCGCUCGGUUCGCCCUCGUUGAUCACCGCCGUAAUCCCGUCGAACGUCGAGGAACUGACGUCGUUCACUGAGAAGGCCACGACCUUGAUAUACAAUGCCAAGCUGGCCGGCGAGGACAUCGCAAGUCUGGAAGCGCCCGCCGAGAUCUACGAACUGACCAAAGAUAAGAGCGAGAAGAGGGACAGGCGAAUCUACAAUACUUUCCUGUUCGACCUCUGUAAGGAGACCAUCGUGGAGGUGUAUCGGGCGGAGUACGAGAAGCCCGGGCCGAGUUGGACGAAGCCGAACGUGAAGAUAAAGCCCACGAUGAAGAUCCCGAAGAACGUCGAGGAGCUGAUCGAGUACGUGAAUAAGGAGGUCGCCACGCUGUUCGGUUUCAAGACGAAGCUGCAGCGCGAAAAUAUGGUGAUGCGGUGGAGCAGGAAGCGUAGGGACAGGGUCGACGAGUUGCUGGCGAGAGAGGCCCAGGCCGAGGAGGACGAGUGGACCAAGUUUCAUCACGACGAGCUGGCGGUGAAGAACGGACUCACGGUAGCCAUACUGGACACCCUCGUGAUGGAGACUGCGACCGUGAUGAAAAUAGCCUACGGUAAGAAGAGGAGAAUGAUGGCGUAGCAGUUCGUUAACUUUCGCGUCUGAAUAGCGGCACUAUCUUGCGGUUCAUUGUUAAUUAAGACGAGCGAAAGAGUGAAGGAUAUCCUCUCAGUCAAUGUUUCCUCAGGACUGCGUUUCCAUUCGCACUUUUGUCCACUAGUACCUUAAGCGUAACGUAUAGGCUGGUUCCUAUUUAUUUGUUAACUAUGCAAUUUGUUGUUCUUCUUUCUUUUCACAUUACUCAAGCUCUGGCGCGCGUGAAUGUUCAAGUAGACAAACCACGGUGAUGCAUGUAUGACUGAAAGAACGGAGAGAGAAAGAGAGAAUAUAGAAAUGUAAUUAACACUAGCCAUUCACAAUUUGAUAAUCAAAUGCCCUAGGUCAGUUUUAAAAUUGAUUUUUGUUAACGGCGAGUUUAACGAGUUUCUAGCGUUUAACGACGAUUAUACAUAUGUUAUAUCAUAGGGCUAUCAUAGAAAAAGUAACGUAAGACACGCGAUACCCUAUGUUUCUACGAGAAUGACAAAUAAUAAUCAUCGAAUAUUACGGAGCGUUUCGUUCAAUUUAACAUGCGCCGAAUUUUAUCGGAUCAAUAGAAUCAGAAGUACGAUCUCUCGUUACGCGAGUUUGAUACUUUGCUUCUUCAUCAGCUGUAAUUUAUCGAGAUUGCACAAUGUGUCGUCCCAACGAUUAUACAAACGAUAAUUGUACAGCCGCGUCGCAUCGUAAUUGAACGAAACGUUUCCCGGAUUGCCGUGUAUCGUGUUUUAACGAAAUGUAGUAGAAUAUAAGUAGCGUUUCAAUAAGUCACGUUGGACAGCAGUCACAUGCUCAAUUACUUGUAAAGAAAUUAACAAAAUUUAAAACGGAAAGACUGACAUUUCGGGGCCAUUUUGAUCGAAAUUAUGAAACCGUUGAAAGAAAUACGUAGAUGGAGAUUGUAGCCGGCAAUACAGGGUGAGGCGCAUAAACAUUUCAUCUCGGAGAUUAUUUUCUCUCUGUUAAUACCUCCAGGCAUUUUAAACCGCGUCUUAUGUGCUUCUCUCCUGCAUAUUGGUUUUCGCGAGGUAGACUAGUUUUUCUUUUUAAUUAAACCGCGUACACAGGCCCUGUAAUCAUACAGAAUACAGUCAAGAUUGAGUCCUAUAUACAGUCAUUACAUUUACUCUUGUUAUCGACGAAACUACCUUUGUUGAUGGACUGAUAAUCGAUCAAUAUGCGUUUUAGUUCAGUCGCGUCCGAUCGCUGCGAUUCCGUUUCACUCGUGUAACUUUACGUUCGUGGUUGUGAUGUAAACGUUAAGACUCACGGGAAGCCGCGACGGUGGCACACGCAAAUCCGCAAUUCCUCGUCACUUUUUCUCGACAUCUCAGCCGUCGUUCAGCGAUACGCGGCGUUGAUGAUGUGCCCCGUCUCUGAAAUUCCUAUAUCGCUGUAAUGAAAAUGUAAAUACCGCAACGCUCAAGCGCUUUCGUAUAAUUUUAAUUAGAACGUAACUUUUACCGAAACUCCCACGUGCGGACCGCCCUGAAGAGUCUUUCUCCGUUUGCAGGGUACUCUUGUAGAGUUGUUCACAAAUGUCUUUACGUUAGCAAUUCUCGGCCGCGUCUGUAGUUGUUACAGAGAUUGUUCACGUAUGUAGUGUUGAAUAUGUACUUAACUAAGGUAUAUUUUAUAAUAAACUUUUUCUGAAAAGAGA